Molecule: messenger RNA, 1416 nt
Organism: Heterostelium album PN500
Lineage: Eukaryota; Evosea; Eumycetozoa; Acytosteliales; Acytosteliaceae
Exons: 4
Coding region: 1-1416 (471 amino acids)
Source: RefSeq, a predicted model, not a curated record
AUGAAAAACAUUGCAGAGAAAACAAAACAAAAACUAUCUGGAUCAGAUAGUGAAGAAGAGUAUCUAAAUGAAACAGGUUUUAAUAUGAGUGAGGAAGAUUUUAAUAGCUACUAUCAAGAGUCUGAUGAUUUAGAAAAAUAUUAUAAAAGCAAAAAGAAAUCAGAGCUGUUGAAUAUUGCAAAUGAAAGCGAGAUAAAGAUAAGCGGUGAUUCUAUUACGAAAGAAGAACUUAUUAACAGGCUGUUAAGAUAUGAACUUAAAAGUACCAAUGAGAAGUGGAAUCGUGAUGAUUUUCAGCCGAAUUCAGGUGGGUUCAAACCAAAGAGAACUGAAAAGCAUGGCUCGGAACCAAUCGAAUACUUUAGGUUGUUUUUCGAUCAAUCGCUGCUCUCGAUGAUACUCUCUCAAACCAAGCUUAGUACACAAGCUAUUAUCAUCGAUGAAAGUAUCAUUCCAACCAAAUCUAGAGCAGAUGGCAUACUACAGCACUUUAAAGAUAAACAAGAGAAAUGGGGUUACAAACUGACAAAGUUAUGUGAUGUACAUCAUUAUCUAAUUACAUUUAGUAUCUAUCAAAAUAAACCAAAAGAAAUAACUACUCAAAACGACAACAAUAAUAAUAAUAAUAAUAAUAAUAAUAAUAAUAAUAAUAAUAAUAAUAUAAAAGAAAAGAUAAGUAAUCAAGUUGUCAAAGAUUUGAUUAGUAGAGCAGAGAUACCACACCAUUAUCAUCAUCUCUAUACCAAUAGUUUAUUCACUUCAAUAGAUCUCUACAAAGAUCUUCUCAAGCUAGGUGUGUUUGCGUGUGGCACGAUUAAAUCAAACAGAGCAAUCUUUCCGGAUUUCAUUUACAAGCAACCACUUAAGAAACAUGAAUAUCUGUGGUGCAAGUUGAAAUCAGAUAACCUAGGUCUCUAUAGGAUAUAUGAUACCAAAGAAUUCUUUCUGCUAUCUACUAUUCACCAACCAUCCAGUACAGUGAAAUACAAAUCAGAAGGUCAAAAGAGAAAAGAAAAAGAAAAGACAACAACAACAACAACAACAACAACAAACAACACCACCACUCAAUCGAAUUCAAGUCAAGUCAUUCUAGAAUCGCAUAGAGAUUAUAGAAAGAACAUAGGGAAUGUAGAUACCAACGAUCAAAUGAUAAAAGAGUUUUGCUUUCUACACCACUCACGUAGAUGGUAUAGUUCGAUAUUCUUUUACCUCUUGGAAGCUGCUCUCUUAAAUUCCUUUAUUCUCUAUAAGAAUCAACACGAUUCCACUCAUUCAUACACACAAUAUAGGAAGAUUAUCAUUAAAGAACUCCUGGGAAAUGUAACGAUACGUACGAGGGACUCACAAGUUGCCUCUCAUAUUUCACCAAAGAGAGAUCACCUUUAUUCAAAUAAAAAACAAAAAAAAAAACUCUAA